This is a messenger RNA of Fimicolochytrium jonesii, 2286 nucleotides long. Its product is annotated as Endonuclease/exonuclease/phosphatase. Lineage: Eukaryota; Fungi; Chytridiomycota; Chytridiomycetes; Spizellomycetales; Powellomycetaceae. The record is from RefSeq and is a predicted model, not a curated record. The coding region runs from base 1 to 2286 and encodes 761 amino acids. Gene Ontology annotation, molecular function: phosphoric diester hydrolase activity; DNA-(apurinic or apyrimidinic site) endonuclease activity; double-stranded DNA 3'-5' DNA exonuclease activity. Gene Ontology annotation, biological process: base-excision repair. Gene Ontology annotation, cellular component: nucleus. The transcript has a single exon.
AUGUCGUUGGCGAUUUUUAUGGCUGAGAAGAGAAAAGCGGAUGAGCUCCCGUCCGAACCGGCUUCGAAACGACUGAACACUUCGACGCACCCGAUGCCCUUCCCGGCACGGCCCCCGCUCAAGACUCGUCCCUCGGUGACGCCCGCCCGCCCGCCGGGUGUCCUUCCUUCACGUUACACUGUCGGUCAACAACAGAGUACGCCGAUGCCGGCGCGGUUUCCCCCGGUACCUCCCCCGCCGACCAGAUUACCUCCUACACCCAUUGUCGAGUUACCUCGCGUUACUCCACCGCCUAAAUCGGUACGCUUCAACACUCCCACCAGUACACCGAUGGAGAUCGAUCCCCGGGGGACAUCCGGUCCAACCCGACCUGCCGCACCGCACAAGCCGCCGUCACCGAUUGUUCCCACCCGCAAGUCCCCCUCACCGCCGCCCCGCGCCGAUUCCCCGGUCGGUGAUGACGAUCCGCGCAUUCCUGCUCCCAUCCGUGCGCUGAUUGACAAGAAACAAUUCGAUAUCGUCAACUUCCUCAACGAGACUGAAGUGCGCGGACUUACUCUCGCUGACCUACUCCAAUGGAGCCCGGCCUUACGCGAACGCCUCCGCGACGCGAUGAAACUCGUCCCCAAGGUGCGCCGCGCGGCUCUAUGUUUUCGCAAACCUCUACUUGGUGCCUGGCACCCUGACACUGAGCCUCCGGACCAUGACAACGACAACACCCUCGACGGACGUCUCGACUUUCACCUCAAAGCUCUCUCCAAGGUUGAUGUUUCCGCAACCGGCACCCAUUACAUGAACGCGCUCAUCCAGAAUUCGCCCGCGAAGUGCCUCUUCGACGGUGGUUGCUGCUUGAUCGCCAUCAGCGCCGAGGUCCGCAAGCGCCACCAAUGGACUCUCACCAAGGUUCCUCCUACCUUUCAUUUGCGCCAAGUUGACGGUUCCGCUCCUAAGCUCGAGGGAGAGGUCCACAACCUCGUCGUCACCAUCGAGGGUCAUCAAGUUCCGAUCAACGUCCUUUCCAUCGUCGGAAUGGACGCCGAGUGCUUACUAGGUCGUCCAUUUCUGGAGAUGGUAAUGGGCAUCACCCAUUGGAAGAAUUCCAUUUACCAUUUCAAGAUUCACGGCUCCUGGAUCCUCGUCCAAGGUAGCACUGGAGAGACGCGCGAAGUCCGUACCCUCACGGCGGCCGAGGAACGUGAAUGGGAUCAGCACGGUCGUACACCCCUUCUCGAUAUCACUCCUCCGGCGCCACGCACCCGUUCCCAAACCAGGCAAGCCAACAUCUCCUCAUUGAUCGCUGACGGCUUCAAGGUGGAGAUCGAUCACACGGGCGAUCAGACGCUCGCUGACAUUCGUAGUGGCGCUCUCUUCGGCAUACUACAAACUGAGCCCUGUCCACCCCUACCCGGCGACGACUAUUCCCCGGAUUCCGAUCAGAUGGAUUUCCGCAUCAACCUGCUACGCACCUUCGCGAAUGCCCCGGUCCCCAACCAGAUCACCGUCCCGGCUUUCCGACAACUUAAACAGGCUUUGCAACUCGAGCCCAAACUGCCCGAAUUCACUCUCCCCGCGACACAUGAGUUCCGCUUCCUCACGUGGAAUGUUAAUUCUUUGCGCAACCUCGUCCGCAAGGGGGUCGACCUGGGCUCCCUCUUCAACCGCCUGAACCUCGAUAUCGUUUGUUUCCAAGAAAUCAAGUGUUCGCGUUCUUCAUUACCGCUGUCGCUCACGGACAUUCCGGGUUACCGCUCCUUUUGGUCGCUCAGUGAGACCAAACAAGGUGUCAAAGGCGUUGGGACGUACGUCCGCGCUGAGUUAGCCGCUACGCUACGCAAGGUCACAACCGACGCUGAUCUACCGAUCGACCCGGACGCCGAUUGUGAGGGCCGUGUUCUCGCCCUCGACUUCGACCAAUGCACCGUGAUCAACGUCUAUUAUCCGAACGGCGGGAUGGGCGACGCUGAUCAACAGGCUCAUGCGAUUACUUCCAAGAUCGCCCUCCAUCAGACUCUGCUUCAGAUCGCCACCGCGGCCCGGACGAGCGGACGACAUGUCAUAUUCGCCGGCGAUUUCAACGUUGCGCAUACCGAUUCGGAUGUUCACCCCAACCUGAAACACCAGAUGCACACCGGUGUGACCCCAGCGGAGCGACAACUGCUCACGCAUUUGACCGAUCACGAUUUCGUCGACACUUACACUACCUGCCACCCUGACGCGCCGGCCGGUGAUGGCUACACCACAUGGUGGUUCUCCAAGCACGCGCGCGAACGGAACAUUGGGCUUUGA